Scylla paramamosain (green mud crab) is the source of this 1951-nucleotide messenger RNA. RefSeq lists its product as uncharacterized. Gene Ontology annotation, molecular function: structural constituent of chitin-based larval cuticle. NCBI's taxonomy places the organism in Eukaryota, Metazoa, Arthropoda, Malacostraca, Decapoda, Portunidae. Bases 575 to 1513 code for a protein of 312 amino acids. The record is from RefSeq and is a predicted model, not a curated record. Gene Ontology annotation, cellular component: chitin-based extracellular matrix. The transcript is spliced from 3 exons.
CUUCUGCCUGGCACCUCCAUUACAUACAUCCAAAAUGAAUCUAGUUGAAGGCACACUUUUUUUUUUUUUUUUUUUUAAGGAUGUAUUCAUGUUUCUUGAAGCAGACUAACAAAAUUUCUACAUCAUGAACAGAAGAAACAUUCUUGAGAACCCGGCUAAACGUUUCUGUAGCCUUUAAAAAUAAUCGUGGUGAGACAGCAAAGCGUUUCAGAUUACGGGUCUUAUUUCCACCCUGUCGAACGAACACAGAACAGUUGGCACCCCUUAAAGAUGCGUGGUAUAGCUGUGCGGGUGAUUACACGACUUAUUUCGUGACAGUGCAUUAUUUAAGUAGAUAUCUUUCUUGUAGUGAACGUGCAUGGUUUGGUAACGAACACUGAAUACUUCUGGCUAGGCAAGUCGGUGGAAUGGCGGACAGGUGUGGUGUAGGAGGCUGUGAUGAGCCGUAAGAGGUUAUAAGACGGUGUGGCCUGGCAAACGGUUGUUAUGGGGAUAAUGAACAGCUGUGAUAAGGUGGCAAGUUGUGAUGGGAUAAGAAGAGUCUCUGCUGGAAAGAAGCUGUGAUGGGCUAACGAUGGGGUGUGAUGAAGUGUCAAGAGGUUGUAGCGGCGUGUAUUGGACUGGCGGGAUGGACUAUGGAGAUGAAGCAUCAAGGAGCAGCGGUUUCCUGCCCACUCCUGAUCAGGCACUGCUGCUGUUCCUCUGCUGCGCUGCGGCGCAGUGGACGGCAGGGCACUCGGCGAGCAAGGUGAACAGAGAAUAUAUCCUGUACGCCAUGGCGCCUGAGGACCGCGGGUCAUACUACGUGAAUCCGAAGGGCGGUCGUUAUAACUACGGCUACAACACUGGCGACGGCAUAGCCAAGGUGGAGGUGCAACAGCCCGACGGGUCCAUCGUGGGCUCCUACCGCUACUUCGAUCCCAACGGGAAGCAGGUGGUGCGCUCCUACGUGGCGGACAACAAAGGCUUCCGCGUGUUGGGGAACGACCUGCCCAUCAGUCCCGACACGCCGAUCUCCCACAUAUCGGGUCUGCCAGCCUUCACCGGCGCCGUGGAGGGCACCGACGCAUUUGAUAUUCCACCACCUCUUGGCUCCGCGUCUCACACUUCGCAGAUGCAGCAGCAACAGCGGCCCCACUACCAACAGCAGGUGAAAGAGCAUAAGCUGAAAGAGCAGCAGCUGCUUCAGCAGCAGCAAGCUGAGUAUCGAAAACAACAAGAGAAACUCGAAGCCUUAAGGAAGCAACUUAGGGAAUUGGAACUGCUUCAGCAGAAACUCUACGGCUCCUUCACUUCACACAGUUACCACACAACGUCACAGCAUCCGACUAAUCUCCGGCCCAUCCGCAACCACCUAUCUCACGGCUACACGUCUCCCUACCGAUACUUUGGAAAAGACAUCAACUACGACUUUCCUGCAGGAUUCGCUUACUCUGGUCUGCCCACCCUGGUCGACGCGCCCCACAAGACUCACUACCCUCACUCCACCUACACCAUCGGCAGGACUCGCUAACGAUGCCUCCUUAGGUAGCCGCAAUCUAGCUAUUGUACAGUCAAACAACUUAUUACUGACUCUAUAUGCCCUGUGGGUAGCAAGGUGACUAGAUAGGGGCAGUGAAAUGUAAACAUUUAAUUAGUCUUAAUCAAUCCAUGUUAAGAGUCAGUUUUGAAGUACAAACCACUAGUUGUUACCUGUUGGCGGAACAGUCUGCCUGCCCUGUUAGCUAGCGGUGGUGGCGGCGGCGGUCAGGGGAGUUGGCGGGCUGUGGGAACGACUCUGACAAAAGGGUUUAGUACUAAUAUACAAUGUGGAGGCUCGUGGAGACGGUUCUGACAGGUGGACCAGGCUCCUCGUUACCCUCUGUCUUAAUCAAUAGUUUGAUAUUUUUAUAGAGUAAGAUCGACACUUUUGUUUCCGGAGAUCAAGAAUAAUUUCAUGCACAUAAAUAUA